UUGCUAUUUAAACAAACUGCGUUACAAAACGUCAAAUCUCCCAUAACCUCUAAGAUCAGUAAACACAAGUCGUGUCGCUGCGAGCUCUUGUUCCCGGCUGCUGGCUGUAUCCCAAUCGAUAAAAUUCGGGCCGUCUCCCCCGUCGUCAUGGCAACGCGCAGGCUCCCCCCCUCCCCCCACCAGCCGCCUCACCGCUACACUACAUCCCAGAGAACACCGAUGUUGACUUAG
This is a messenger RNA of Danaus chrysippus (African queen), 231 nucleotides long. The record is from the annotation of a GenBank genome assembly. Lineage: Eukaryota; Metazoa; Arthropoda; Insecta; Lepidoptera; Nymphalidae.